UCUCCGUCGAGGGUCAGAAGGUGGGGACUCAUUCAUUUCGCCAUAAAAGCUUUAGAUUCAUGCGGUUAAUAAAAAUGCCAAGGCCGCCAAUUGUAUUUACUCCCUCUUCAUCCACCAGCUCUGGAAUACUAAUCUCUCUCCCCGCUGAGUGAUUGAGUGCGUCCUUUGACGUGCAAGACCACUGACCGGGCCACCGAGCCUGCCGGCCUCAUAAAAGCGAUUCAUCUGCCCCAUCUCUACUGCAUUACUUCCCCUGUCAGGUCUCUGACGAUUCACGAGUCGCUAGUCUCGGUUGUGUGAGGAUAGUUUCUUAAGUAGUACCAGUUGAAGCCUUUGGUUUUGAUUUAGUGGCAGUCGGUGGUUGUCCAUUUGUUGUGGGUUAGCUCUGUGCAGAUACAGCUGUAGUGGAGUGCGGUGGUGCUGAGAGGUAGUCGCCAUGGCUCAGGGAAGAUGCAGUGCAAUGCUGGCUGUAGCGCUUCUCGUGGUUAGUGCCGCGGUGGUUGCUCAGGCUGUCACUUACGACGUGCCGCGGUGGACCGUCCCUGCGGCUGCAAACGCAGAUGUUUAUACUACUUGGGCUGCGAAUGUUUCCAAUUUCCUUAAGCCAGGAGAUGUAUUGGUCUUCCAGUAUUCGGCAGCAGCGCACAACGUGCUGACCCUUGCAACAAAAGCGAACUACGACAAUUGCGUUAAGACAUCCCCUCUCAACACGACCAGCACCGGGAACGAUGCACUCGUAGUCAAAGCGGGAGGUAAUUAUUUUAUCUGCGGUAUUCCCACGCAUUGCGAAUCAGGUCAGAAGGUGGCUGUCAACGUGUCCGCAGCCACCGGAACUCCUGAAACCCCCGGAACUCCUGCAGCUCCCGGAACUCCUGCACCACAGGGACCUUCUUCUGCCACUUCCUUGACUGUUCGUCAGACCUUUGCUGCUGUAUCAGUUGCCCUAUCCGCUUCUCUCAUCAUCUGGUAGGCAUCAAUUAGUUUCUCUGGACGGAUAGAACCAGCCUUGGAGGGUCUUAUUCCGUUUCAGGGGUGUAAUCUCGCUUAGAGGAUGUGUGACUGGUGUGCGGACACGAAUGUCCUCGCGACCAGGUUAGAGUUUCGAUGUGAAUUGUGGUGACCUGGCUGAGGUUCAAGUCUUUUGGCGAGGGAGAUGGUUGACACUUCUCCUGUAUGUCUGUCUACCCUCAGAACAUAUGAAUAGUUGAAAUGCAAUCGUCUCUGCUUGAGGCUGGUUAUUCUCAUCA
Molecule: messenger RNA, 1247 nt
Organism: Physcomitrium patens
Lineage: Eukaryota; Viridiplantae; Streptophyta; Bryopsida; Funariales; Funariaceae
Product: stellacyanin
Cellular component (GO): plasma membrane
Molecular function (GO): electron transfer activity
Source: RefSeq, a predicted model, not a curated record